Molecule: messenger RNA, 2736 nt
Organism: Laccaria bicolor S238N-H82
Lineage: Eukaryota; Fungi; Basidiomycota; Agaricomycetes; Agaricales; Hydnangiaceae
Exons: 7
Coding region: 19-2736 (905 amino acids)
Biological process (GO): formation of cytoplasmic translation initiation complex; translation reinitiation
Cellular component (GO): multi-eIF complex; eukaryotic translation initiation factor 3 complex, eIF3e; eukaryotic translation initiation factor 3 complex, eIF3m
Molecular function (GO): translation initiation factor activity; mRNA binding
Source: RefSeq, a predicted model, not a curated record
UUAAACUCGUAAAACACCAUGGCGCCCUUUUCAAAACCAGAGACCGUGCUCAAGCAGGCCGAGGGACUCGUCUCCGUCGGUCAGACGCACGCAGCUCUCCAAUCAUUGACAGAAAUGUUCUCUUCAAAACGAUUCAGGUCGACACCACUCACCUCCCUGGAGCCGAUCAUGCAUCGUUUUAUCGAAUUAUGCGUCGAAAUGCGAAAAGGCCGCCCAGCCAAGGAAGGACUCAUGCAAUAUAAAAACAUUGCACAGAACACGAACGUGCAGAGUAUCGAGGCAGUUAUCACUCGUUUUGUUCAAUUGGCCGACUCGAAGGUCCGGGAGGCGCAGGAGAAGGCCGCUGUAAAAUCGGCCGUUGAUGUUGAUGAUUUGGAGGCUAGCGAGACCCCGGAGAGCAUCCUUCUCGGUGCAGUUAGUGGAGAUCAGAGCAAGGACCGCACGGAUCGUGCCCUCGUCACUCCCUGGCUCAAGUUCUUAUGGGAGAGCUAUCGAACAUCUUUAGAGACUUUGAAGAACAAUACGAGGUUGGAAGCUAUCUACCAGCAAAUCGCACAGCAAGCGUUCAAAUUCUGCCUCAAGCACCAACGCAAAGUUGAAUUCCGUCGUUUAUGCGAGACACUUCGUCUGCACCUUUCAAACGUCGCGAAAUACUCACACCAGCAACACUCUAUCAACCUCUCCGACCCAGACACCUUACAACACCACCUCGACACCCGAUUUGCCCAACUCAACACCUCCGUCGAGCUCGAACUAUGGCAAGAAGCCUUCAGGUCUGUUGAGGACGUCCACAACCUCCUCAACAUGGCCAAGAAGGCUCCCCGCCCAGCAAUGAUGGCGAACUACUACGAAAAACUCACCAAAAUUUUCCUCAUGAGUGGGAACGCUUUGUACCAUGCCGCUGCUUGGAGCAGGUAUUACGCAAUUAUUCUCAGCAUUGGGGCAGAUGCAUCCUACUCACCCUACCUCACCCUCCUCCAACGUGCUCUGCUCUCUCGUCUCCUGUCCCAACUGUCCCAGGUCUACUCCACUAUCAAGAUCGACAACCUCCUCGCGCUCGUCGCACCACUCAAAGAAGCUGGCAUCGAAGGCGCCUAUGAGGAAGAGCAGAUCGAGGCGUACAUCAUGGGGUGUGCUCGACGUGGAGAACUUAACAUCCGCGUGGACCAUAAAGAUGGAAGCAUCACUUUCGUAGACGACGCGUUUGUCUCUGCAGACGAGCUGCAACAGCCCACCGCGUCGACUUCUACCUCCACUGCUCGUGGUGAAUCGUCGAUCCAACCCUCGGUAGCCGAGCUCGUUCGAACGCGGUUGAGUAAAGUUGCUACUUGCCUGCACAACUCCCUUCACAAGAUCGAGGAAUCUCCGGAAGCCCUAUCCCCUGAAGAACAAGCCGAAAAAUUCAAGGCUCUCGUGGUAGCUGUGGAGUCUGAACGCAAAGCUCUCCAACUCAAACGCGCCAUCGUAGCUCGGAGGAGGGAGUUAUUGAGUGAAUUGAGCGUGCGUAAGGAGAAGGAAGCGAGCAGCCGGCGUGCUGAGCUCAGUCGAAGGGAGAAGGAGGAGGAGGCAAGACGUGUGAGGGAGGAUCUGAGGAAGAGGGAGCAGGAGAGGACGAAGAAGGAGAUUGAGAGUAUUAGGAUCGAUGAAGCCAAAAAGUAUGCGCAGAGUUUGGUGGAUAAGGGGAUUUUGAAGCCUAAUGAUGUUGAUCUGGAAAGCAUUGAUACGGAAGGGCUAAUUACCAUCCAGGUAGCUCAACUCGAGAAGGAGAAGAAGGAGCUUAGCGAGCGACUUCGCAUCAUCGCUAAGCGGAUCGACCACACCGAGCGUGCGUAUCGUAAGGAGGAACAACCUCUCAUCGCUCAGGACUACGAAAGGCAGCAAGCUACGGACAAGGAUACCGUUGAAGCCAUACAACGUGCACGCCUGGAGGCAGCUGGAAAGGCUCACCAGGACGAUCUGGCUACUAAAGCGCGGCUGUCACGUAUGAUGGGUGAUUAUCAGAGCAGAAGGCAGGAGAUUAUUGCCAAGAAGGGCGAGGAGUUCGCGAGGAAGAAGGAGGCUGCCAAGGUGAAGAUUGAGGAGGAGAAAAAGAAGAGGAGAAACGCUGUGGCGAAGGCCAGAGAAGAGGAACGGCGGCGUGUUGAGCGUGAAGAGAAGGAGAAGGCGGAGAAAGAGGCAGAGGAGAGGCGGAUUGCAGAAGAACGUCGUGCCGAAGAGGAACGUCUUCGCGAGGAAGAGGAGGCUAAAGCAGCAGCUGAGGAAGAAGCCAAACGUCGAGCCGCAGAAGAAGUCGAACAACGACGCAAGCAACGCGAGCUGGAACGCCAAGAAGCCGCGGACAAAGCCAAGCUUCAACUACAGCGCGAGGAAGAGGCAGAGGCCCACAGACGACAACGUGCCGCAGAGAAGGCCGCUCCCACCCGCGCGCCCCUCGCCGCUCCCACAGCCCUUCGUGCAACGAAAGACGAGCCCUCUAGUCCUUCACCUGCAGUUGCGCCAGCCAGGUUUGGCAGGGGUGGGGCUGCUGCUCCUGCUGGAGGAGGCUGGCGGGCGAGGGAAGCGAAGAACGCUGGUGGUGCUGCGAGUGCAGUUCCUCCCCAGGUGAAUGCCCCUCCUGCUCGUGUUGGCUCGCCUGCUCCUCCGGUUAAUGGAGAGCAAGCUAAAGAGGGCGAUGAUGGGUUCCAGACUGUGCGAGGCGGUGGGGUUUGGCGUGCUCGUAGAGGAGGGCGCACUUAG